Messenger RNA from Prunus armeniaca (apricot), 969 nucleotides. The record is from the annotation of a GenBank genome assembly. NCBI's taxonomy places the organism in Eukaryota, Viridiplantae, Streptophyta, Magnoliopsida, Rosales, Rosaceae.
AUGAGUUGCAAGAAAAGCAACCAAUCUGGGGAACGUGAUGAGAACCCUUUUGUUAAUAAACUGAUUCAUGAGAAACUUGAAAAGGGGACUGACCCUAGGAAGUUUUCAUACCGUGAGUUGGUUCGAGCAACGAGUAAUUUUGAGGAGGGAGAGAAGCUGGGAGAGGGAGGAUUUGGUAGGGUUUAUAGAGACUUCAUAAAAGACUACUCAUAUGUUGCGGUUAAGAGGAUAUCCAGCAGAUCUAAGCAAGGUUUGAAGGAGUAUGCAUCAGAAGUGAGGAUCAUCAGUUACUUAGGCAUCGAAAUUUGGUGCAACUCACUGAAUAGGAACAGUACUGUGUGUUGCACAGGGAUAUCAAGUCUAGCAAUGUUAUGUUGGAUUCAAAUUUUCAAUGUGAAACUCGGGGAUUUCGGGUUAGCUCGACUCGCGGACCAAGGAGAAAAGUCACAAACAACAAUUAUAGCUGGAACGAGAGGCUACAUGGCUCUAGAAUAUGUUACUACAGGAAAAGCUAGCAAAGAAUCAGAUGUCUACAGCUUUGGAGUUGUUGCUUUGGAAAUAGUCUGCGAGAGUAAACUGAUUGAUUUCAACUUAGAAAGUAGCCAAAUCGAACUGGUGAAGUGGGUUUGGGAGCUUUAUGGAGAAGGCAAAGUUAUUCAAGCAGCCGAUCCAAAACUCAAUGGAGAGUUUGAUAAGAAAUCAAUGGAGUGCUUGAUGAUUGUUGGAUUGUGGUGUGCACACUCGGAUUAUAAAUUCAGACCUUCAGUACAACAAGUGAUUCAAGCGCUUAACUUGGAAGUUCCACUGCCCAUUCUCCCAUCAAAGAUGCCGGUGGCCACAUAUUUUGCUCCUCCUAGAUUACUUUCAACAUUGCUCAGUGAAACUAUUCGUUCUGAAAGAGGUCAAACAGGUCCUCAAGAAAUCACCAAGUCCUCUCAAUCACCCCAUCUUCUACAACAAUAUUUGUGA